GCGGAAGGGAGCGUUUGGGUGGCGUUUUCUUUCACACGUUACCUGAAAAACAAAUCAAAAUCACAGAUACUCCUCGUGGCAUAACAUUCAACAAAGUAUAAUCUUUUUCUUCGAAUAUCCCUCGCCAUGUUUUCGUGGAUGAAAAAGAACGACGGUCAAAGAAACCCUCAAGUUUUCAACUCAGUCGUGGAUGGCUUGAAGAAACUUUAUUUCAAGCAACUGAAACCACUGGAAGAGUCUUACCUUUUCAAUGAUUUCCACUCGCCCGCUAUGACUGAGCCUGACUUCGUAGCAAAGCCCAUGGUAUUGUUAGUUGGGCAGUACUCUACUGGCAAAACAACAUUCAUUCGUUAUCUUCUUGAACGAGAUUUUCCUGGAAUACGCGUAGGCCCAGAACCUACUACGGAUAGUUUCAUCGCGGUGAUGCAUGGAGAGAAAGACCAAGUCAUUCCCGGAAAUGCUUUGAUAGUGGAUCCCACGAAACCUUUCCGCACUCUCGAUUCUUUUGGUAAUGCCUUUCUGAAUAGGUUUUGCUGCUCUGAGCUUCCAAGCCCUGUCCUUGAGAGUAUUUCAAUCGUAGAUACACCUGGUAUUUUGUCAGGCGAAAAGCAGAGUGUAUCUCGAGGAUACGAUUUCACUGGAAUUCUGAAAUGGUUUGCCGAACGAUGCGAUCGGAUAAUUCUUCUUUUCGAUGCGCACAAACUUGACAUUUCAGACGAAUUCCAACGUGGAAUUGAAGUUCUUCGCGACUACGAUGACAAGAUUCGAAUUGUCCUCAACAAAGCUGAUAUGGUCACGACUCAACAGCUGAUGCGGGUGUAUGGAGCUCUCAUGUGGUCCUUGGGGAAAGUGAUCAACACUCCUGAAGUUGCACGCGUGUAUAUCGGGUCUUUCUGGGACCAACCUUUGCAAAUUGAUGAAAAUCGAAAAUUGUUCGAGUGUGAAGCCAGUGAUCUGUUCAACGAUAUUCAAACCCUUCCAAGAAAUGCCGCACUGAGGAAGUUGAAUGACUUCAUCAAGAGAGCCCGUUUGGCUAAGGUUUGCAAAAAUUUUUUGAUUUUCACCACUUUCGAUCAUACAAUCGACUCCAAGUAACUCAACUCCUUAAGGGUAAUUGUAAAAUGUUUGAGUUGUCAGGAGUUAAAGUUAUUGGGGCUUGACAAACUAAAAGAAAGGAAAAAGUGAUUACUGCGUUACAUUUAAACACAGUGUUUUUCAGUUUAGAAUUGGAAAACUACAAAUGAGGAGUUAAGUAGUUGAGCUCUCUCUAAGUACAAUGCACUGUAUUUAAAUAAAUCGCUAACAAGAUAUAACAGUGCGGAGCAACGAACGAUUCAUGAGAAAGAUUUCCAUGUGAACUCAUACUUCACUUUGAAUGCAGGUCUUUAAUAAAAGGAGAAAUGGGAAGAAUAAGAGGUUACCUUGGGACCAAGGCUUUAUCUGAGAAUAGUCUGUGGCUAUAGGGAAAUCUUGCCAUUUCGUGUAAUGCUGAAAAUGAUUAGAGAAAGAAUGUGUUACUCCCCUAAAAUUUCAGUGUUUUAGACAAUAAUCUUGAUCAUUUUGACCUGUGAAAACAUAAUAUUUUGCAAGGUAUUCUCUAAUGAGAUACCAAGUUCAUAUAAUUUAUAAUGGUAGUUGUACUGAGUGGAUUGUGAUUUGGUCUAAAAUCAAGUACGCAGGGAGUUCAAUUUAAAAUUAUAAGUGUGAUUUCAGGUCAAAAUUGCAUGAAACACAGUUCAAUUACAACUCUGAAUUACCUUGUUUAAAGAUUUUAUUACAGACAUCUUGUUGUCUUCAUGCAAAAUCUGUAAGAAGUAUAAUUCAUCCAUUUCUUUUUGUUUUUAAUUUUCUGGAGACAAAAGCUUUAAAAAUCUACUGCACAAGGCUUCUUUAUCUCACAUUUUUCAGCAAUUUUAUUGAUUGCCUUAACGAGCCUUGAAAUUUUAUAAUUUUUUUGUGUUGCUUUCUCAUAUGCUGGAAAAAAGAUACAAUUUAUAGCAAAGACUAGUGUUGUUCAUGAUCAAAUUGAUGCUGAGAGCCAACAGAUUGAAAGGAUCACCAAUGAUUUAAAAAUUUUCAUUUAAUAGGAUAAGAAAAUGAAGAUUGAUGUAUACAUGACUGUCAAUAUAUGAAAAUCAUAUAUGUGCACUGUGGUUGAAGAAACAAAUAGAGGUGAUCCAUGCAGGUAUGAAUACUACUUAACUAGUGGUUAAAAUAAGGCCUGAAAAAAAUUCAGGUCCAUACAGGAUUUGAACCCAUGAUCUCUGCUAUACCAGUCUAGCACUCCUACCAACUGAGCUAACAAGCCAACAGGCCUUAUUUUUAAUACUAGUUAAGUAGUAUUCAUAACUGUGAGGACUGCUUCUAUAUUUGUUUCUUCAACCGCAGUACACAUAUAUGAUUAUCAUACAUUUAAAGUCAUGUUUUCACCUCUUGGAGGGUUAAUUUUGAACCAAAAUAAUGACCAGCCCCCAGUUGGCUUGUUAGCUCAGUUGGUAAGAGCACUGCACCAAUAUUGCAGAGGUCAUGGGUUCAAAUCCCACUGGGGCCUGAAUUUUUUUUAGGCCUUAUUUUCACUACCAGUUGAGUAGUAUCCAUAACUGCGAGGAUGGCUUCUAUAUGCAAAGAAUUAUGUGAUUUGUACUUUGAUUUGACUGAAAAAUGGUUCCAAAAUGUAGGUGUCAUGUAGUAAUCUUUAAGGCUGGAGAACUUCUUCAAUUUUAAGCUCUGACUUUUUUUGGGGGGGGUGAUUUUCUCUGUUUUUAGGUUCAUGCAUAUGUUAUAGCAGAGCUGAAAAACCAAAUGCCAGCAGUGUUUGGCAAGGAUAAAAAGAAGGAGCAGCUUUUGAACAAGCUUUCUGAUGUCUACAUGAAGAUUCAAAGGGAACAAAACAUAUCCCCAGGGGAUUUCCCUCCUGUACUAAAAAUGAAAGAGCAGUUGCGCAAGUAUGACUUCUCAAAGUUUUCUCCUUUGAAAACCAAGCUGAUAGAAGCCCUUGACCGCAUGCUGGCAAAUGAAAUUCCACGUCUGAUGGCCAUGAUACCCCUGGAGAGUGAGAGUGAAUCUGAUGCUUCUGUGAGAGGAGGGGCAUUUACUGUCUCUCAUUCUACCAACAACCCCUUUGCAUCAGGAGCCUGCCAGGGUGCUGCUUUGGGGGCUGGAUCAGAUGAUUGGGUGGUGGAAGAAUUUAAGCAUGAAUAUGACAAGAUCUUCAGAAGUUUGAAUCCUCAAGGUGGAAAGAUUAGUGGAGCUGUUGCAAAGAAGGAGAUGACAAAAUCUAAGCUACAAAACAAUAUAUUAGGUAAAAUUUGGACUCUGGCUGAUAUAGAUCGUGAUGGGAAACUUGAUGAGGAUGAGUUUGCUUUGGCAAUGUACUUGAUAAAGAUCAAGUUAGAGGAUGAUGAUCUACCAGAAGAACUUUCUACACACCUUACUCCUCCGUCAAAACGUAUUAAUUCGUCCAAUGGUAUGGACUAUGACUGACAAAACUCCAACAUCAGCAAGGCAGUACAGUGAUCUUUAAUAACUGUGUGCUGAUUUGGACAAGUCACAAACAUUUACAAUUGUCUGAUUGGGUCAAAAUAAUUUUAAAAGGUAAUAUACUAAGUAAAUGGUGAAAUUCUCUAUGGCUGGGGAGUUUCCAGCUUUGUGUCUAUGAGAGGUUUCAUAACUGUACAUUUUAUGCAGGAUUUGGAGUUCAAAUAAUUAUUUUAAGGGUUAAAUUGUAUUCAAAUGGACAUUUUAUUUAGCUUUUUUGUGCUAUUUCUGAUUUAGAUAUGUCUCUUCCAUAUUGUGCUGCAGCUAGUUUGUAAAAUUAUCUUAGUACGGUGAAUGCUUUUGGUUAUGUUUUCCUUCCAUGAAAAAGAGUAACUGACGCAGCAGCAUUUUAAAAGGUGUUUAUACUGCAUAACUUGAGAAAGAUGGAUAUAAUGAAAGGAUAUAAUGCAGAUGAACAUUAAACAGUAGAUGUAAACCUUAAUAAGUCUUCAGUCAAUAAACAAAGAAGUUGACUGCCUCUGUUGUCAGCUAAAAUAUCACACAAUAAGGUUUUUCAGAGCAGAGUGUUCUCUUGAUUUUAAAUUAAUUACAUACCACCAAGUGAAAAGGGUUUGGGACUUUUUGUUUAGGAGGUAAAUCAAUAUAUAGAAAGGAAGUACUACUGUUAUUGACAGAUACAGGUCUGAUAAAAUUUUCACUAACUUGUAAAUUAGUUAUGUUCAGCAAAAGUUAAUUUACAGUGAUUGAUUUAUUAAUUUGAUUUGCAUGUAAAAGGUGCAUGUUGCUGUCCAAUUCAUUAUAAUUUGUCUUCUAAUUGUUGGAAAACUUGGAUGUAACAAUCUGAAUUAGUUAUUUCAUGUUUCAUGAGGUUGUCUCUUCAACCAAAAAUCAAGAGACAUACCAGAUUUUGAUUGUGUACCAUUUUCUAUAAUCACUAAAAGUUAACUCAACUAAGUAUGGCCUGUAACUGCUACUGUCAAAUAUGGACAAAACCUUUUAUCAGUAGCAGGGAUUUUAUACUCAUUCUUUUUUGUGAGUAGCUCAUACAAGUGGACUCAAAAUGGUGACAGAAAUCUAAAGAAAAAACAUUGCAGGCUAUUUUAGGGUAUAAAAGCAACUAGCAUCUGGGCUCAUUUAUACAAGUGUUAGAUAACACUAUUCAAUAGAUAAAUCACUAUCCAGCAGAUAAGUAAUAGCAAAACAUAUUUUAGUGUAUAAAAGCAACUUGCAUCUGGGCCCAGUUGUUUAAAUGUCAGAUGAUGCUAUCUAAGGGAUAAAUCACUAUCCAACAGAUAAGUGAUAGCAAAACAGAUAGCAUUAUCCACUAUUUAGAGAUUUAUCUGGUGGAUAGCAUUAUCUAACCUUCAAACAACAGGGACCUGGUAUAAAGUGAACAUUUUCAAGUCAAUGCACCUUGUUAUUGGUGAAACUAGUGUUUUGUGUGUAAACCCAACCAUACUAUUCAAAUGUCUGUAGUUAUUGCCAAAAUUAGAAUUUCAGCUGAAGCAGCUUUUUCCUAAACGAAGAUAUUUCAGCUCUUAAAUACAUCAAGUUAGGUAAUUUUUUUGGUGGUUGUAGAGAUAUCCAUGCUCUGAUUGUUCAAGGAUUGUUUUAUUUCUUACCUUACCUUUUGCGAGUUGAUCAUAAAACCAAAUAAACAACUGUAAAAAUUAGCAGCUAUGCUAAUUUUUAAAUGCAUUUUCUUUGAUAUUCACUUUAGCAAUAAGUAAGGAUUUAUUUUCCAUUCCCAUUAAAUCCAAUUCUGUGCAAAAAUGUUAUGUUUAGAAUUUAUAAAGAGCUUGUUAAAUUUAGAAAUUGAAUAAGCUUUCAGGAGAUAUGAAUAUAGUUUUAUUUUAUCACUUUGAACCAAAGUAAAUACAUUUCUAAUGUGAAUUAGGUCCAUUCUUUUGACAGUGUUAUUAGUUUAAGUCCCCUUUGUACCAUCAAAUAAUUAUUAUUGCAUGAUAGAGGAACAUUACUUAUUUUUCC
Molecule: messenger RNA, 5487 nt
Organism: Pocillopora meandrina
Lineage: Eukaryota; Metazoa; Cnidaria; Anthozoa; Scleractinia; Pocilloporidae
Source: the annotation of a GenBank genome assembly